Molecule: messenger RNA, 621 nt
Organism: Suillus paluster
Lineage: Eukaryota; Fungi; Basidiomycota; Agaricomycetes; Boletales; Suillaceae
Product: Aldehyde/histidinol dehydrogenase
Exons: 11
Coding region: 1-621 (206 amino acids)
Molecular function (GO): aldehyde dehydrogenase (NAD+) activity
Source: RefSeq, a predicted model, not a curated record
AUGCCCAUGGAAGCCGCGGCUAAAAGUAAUCUGAAGAAGGUGUCUCUGGAGUUGGGUGGCAAGUCUCCACAGUUAGUCUUCGAGUCCGAUUGCACGGCAGGAUCCUGUUUGUAUGUUCAGGACACGAUUUACGAUAAGUUUCUCUCUCUCCUGGUUGCCAAAGCCCAGGAGCUCGUGAUCGGCAAUGGCUUCGACGAGAAGAGUGGCGGUGGGCCGGUGAUGUCGAAAACUCAAUUCGACAAGCUGGCUCUCGGUGGCCAAAAGCGUCCAGGCAAGGGUUUCUUUGUCGGCCCUACAAUUUUCACGGACAUUGACACGAAGAUGGAUAUUGGAAGAGCCAAAGCUUUCCCUCAGAAGGAGGCCAUUUCUCUGGCCAAUGACACAUCUUACGGCCUCGGUGCUGGUUUGCACUCCAAUGUCUUCGAAAUAUCAACUGAUGCAAAUCAAUGUAUGCGCGUCUCGUCUGCUCUUGAAGCUGGAACGGUCUGGGUCAAUCAGUACAAUUUACUGAACAUCAAUAUCCCCUUUCGGGGGAAAAAAGCAGACUAUGCCCUUAAUCAGUAUGCUUCGGUCAAGGCUGUUCACUGGAACUUCGGAGAGAAGCUCGAUUGGCCACUGUAG